Molecule: messenger RNA, 513 nt
Organism: Vanrija pseudolonga
Lineage: Eukaryota; Fungi; Basidiomycota; Tremellomycetes; Trichosporonales; Trichosporonaceae
Exons: 2
Coding region: 1-513 (170 amino acids)
Biological process (GO): regulation of DNA-templated transcription
Molecular function (GO): DNA-binding transcription factor activity
Source: RefSeq, a predicted model, not a curated record
AUGUCGGACGGGUUGCCCCCGGCGCAAGGCACGCGUCUGCGCUCGUCCCAGCGGCUGCGGAAGCGCGGGCGCGACGACGAGUCGCCCGAUUCAGAGAGCCCGCUGCAGCCCCUCAGCCCCAACGACGAGGCGAGCUCGCCCGAGCUGCAGGCGGUCAAGGCGGAGGUCGAGGACGAGGCGCGGCCCAGGAAGCGGACAUAUGUCAGACGCGACGCGCAGCGCCGCAAGGAGCAGAACGCUCAGGCCCAGAAGAAGUUUCGAUGGAAGAAGAAGGCCAUGGCGGAGCAGAUGUCGAAAGAUUUGGUCGACCAGAAGCGCAGGAACAAGGAGCUCGAGGCGCGCUGUGCCGAGCUCGCAGGGAUCACAGAGGACAAGGACGAGCAGCUCGCCCACAAGGAGACGCUUCUCAGCCGCCUGCUCAACGAGAACGGGACGUUCAAGCGCCGCCUCGAGAUGAUGAGCCGCCGCUUUGGGUUCGACGACGCCGAGAUUGAGUCCGCAUCUUCGCCGUGA